AUGGAAUUUCCAUUCAAUAUAAAUUAUCUCUUCGGAGAAAGGAUUUCAAUGAUAGAUAAUCGCCUAAUGCCAUACAAAACACACGGUCAUGGGAAUUUACAAUCAAACCUAAUAACUGUCAUUGAUGAAAUGGGAAAGGCAUCUGCUAAGGCGCAAGGUUUGCACGGUCCAAUCACUUUAGGAGUUAAGAUGAGGUUCACGGACCAUCACUUAUACAUUAUGAAAGAUCCAGCAGCUAAUAAGGGUUUUGGAGCAGUUUUAGGUAUAUUGAAGAUUGGCAGAAAGAAGCUAUUUGUACUUGAUCGUUAUAGUAAACAACAUGAAAUGAAACCAAUGUGUGUGUUAGACUUCUAUGUCCAUGAAUCUGUCCAGCGGAGGGGGUGUGGUAAACAGCUCUUCCAACAUAUGCUCAAUGUUGAAAAAGUGAAACCUCAGCAUUUGGCUAUAGACCGUCCAUCUCACAAGUUUACUCAGUUCCUUAUCAAACAUUACAGUCUACGGGCACAUAUAUCUCAGGUCAACAACUUUGUCAUCUUUGAGGGAUUCUUCAACAGUCAGCCAGAAUCAAGUUAUGAGAGAAAAUAUUCUAUCUAUUCAAAACCACCUCUUGCACCAAACAGUCGGGCAAGUGGAAAGCAACGGGACACAUCUUCCCAAAGGAAUAACCAAUGGUCGGCAAGAUACACCUCUCACUCGGCUGGAAGUGCCCGGAAGAAAAGCGAUCUGUUCAGUGAUGAGCCUCCAGGUGGCAGUGCUCUUCCUGCUAUUAAACGAUCACAGUCAUUUGGAUCUAUACAUGCUAUGGACCCUUCCUCUAACAUCAGAUCAAAUUCCCCAGGCAAUAUUUCCAGAGCUUAUGGCGCUCAAGCCAAUUUGUACAGUCGCUAUGGAAGCAAUGAUGCCCUCAGUUCAAGUGAUGUUCGGAAGAAUUCAGGAAAAAGGAACGCUUACUCACCGAUCACAGGCGCCCCUCUAGUUGAUAAUUUUAAUUUAGGAAAAAGAGAACCAACCCCUCCAUUUGGAAGGUAUACCACAAAUCAUGGAAGCAAUAGUGUACACCCUACAAAGACAGUCCUCACCCCACUAGCAACAGGGACCACCACAGACUACAAACACAAUGAGAUAGCAAACACAAUGACCAACGAGGGCAACUACUGCCUGACAAUGACGAAACCCAACAAAGCACAAAGUCAUUCACCCUGGCAUGCUUACACUGCCAAACAACAAGAGGAAGUGCAAGGUAUCGGCAGCGUGGCGAACCAACAUCACGGCCCAUUCCGACUGUGGUAAAAUUCAACAAUUCGUUGCUCACAUCACAAACUAACACAAUCAAAGUAGAUUGUGUUAGUUCUUGAAAUCAAGAUAGUGCGUCAAAAUACGCGCUGUUGUUGUUAAGGACUUUUUGUGUGGUAAAGAAUACAAAAUUGCUUGACAACCAAAACACGCUCGUUUUGACGCGCUACUGUGAUUUCACGAACUAACACAAUCUACUUUGGUUGUGUUAGUUUGUGAUGUGAGCGACGAAUUUAUUAUAUUUAGUUAAGCAAUUUUUAUACAGGGGUAACGUGAUAUCAGUACUUGUGGAAAGAAAUGCAGGAGGCAAAAAUUGGGAGAAUGCACUUAAGAAAAUCUGGUUUAAUUCUGGUGAUACCAUUGGCCUUCUGACUUCUGAGAGACAAUAGUAAAACAUCAUCAUGAAUCAUGAAUUUGUGGGAAAAUGGUUAGUUUCUGGGAGAUUUUUGCUUGCUUGUGCCAGUGGGGAGACACUGCUAAUUUGUGGGGCAUUCCCAUGACAUGUGGGAGACUUACGGCUCCUGAGAAGUGAGGAAAAUUAAAUAAAAAAACUGAAAUUUGGGUGUGUCUUGUCCUCUUUUUACUCAUUAUUUGUAAUUUAUUAAUUAAUGAUUUCCAAACUCCUUUAAAUAAAGGUAAUUAGACCCUUUACAUAAUAUUGAACAAAAUUGUAAAAUUUUAUUCAAAUCAGAACAAAUUCAUCAUAUUGCUUUUAAAAUAAGUUAAAAUAGAAACAACACAAUACACUACUCUAGAGGAACAAAGCAAACUUUUGUCUAUUUCUUUUUCAUUUAAUAUUUACUUAUUUAUAUUCUAAAAAAUUGUUGUUUCUAUGAUUGGUUAAUUGGUAAUUAGGUGUGGAUAGCCAUCUAUAAAAUAGUAUAAAAAUUAGUUAAUUAUGUAGAGGCUACAGAAAUGCUGUUCUCAUUAAAUUAUUUGGAUACCAAUUUUUUUUAUUGAUGUUAUAUACUGGUAUCAUAUAACAUACUACAGUACACUAACCUAUGAUGCACUUAAUAUCCAGCUUAGAACCUUACUAAUCAAUAAAUUUAGGCGAAAAAAUAGGUUAACAUUGUACGUUAACAUAAUUAUCCAUGGGAUGAUGAGAAGUUAAGUGCACGGUCUUUGUAAAGUCUCUAAUUGCCCAUCAUAAUUUCCAGGCUGUGCGACCCAAUUUUUAUCUUCUCGAUUAUUAAAGGAAUCCCAGGAGAUGUUACAUUUUAAUAACAGGAUUGCACUAACGGUUUUUGAUACCCUUGACACAGAGCGGAUCAACCAGGAUUUAUUUCACAUUCCUUAUAUAAACUGGAUUUCCAGAAGGUGUGAAGCUCGGACUGAUUAGCCAGCAGGUGCCGGAAUUAAUUAAUGCGAGGAAUUGUUUUUCAAAAGGCUUAAUUUUUUUAAAAUUUUGGCGGCAUUAGUUGUAAUGGGUCUGAUGAAUAUACCACAUGAAUUGCAUAGAUAGUAAUAUAAACAAUUUUAAGUGGCAUUCUCAUGAGCUGUUGUCAUAAUAGAUUUUGAGCCCGCAUUGAAUAUUCUUUACAUGUUAAAAUGUAACCCAGAGAGGUGCCAAGGUUGAAAUGGGAGGAAGCCUCGCAUGUAGAAAAGUUUAGCUUCAAGUUUAUUAAAAAGAGGUUAACUUCAAAUGAGAAUUUGGCUUUUUCUCCUGAAAUGCAAGAUGGGAAAGGUUUGCUUUAAGUGAAUUAAGGAACAUUUGGCUUAACUACAGAUGGGGAUGUAUUUGUUACAUUAUAAAAUAAUGUUGUAAAUUUUAAAGUUGGAUGGUUAGUGAUGAAUAGGGUUAAAUAGUGCAAUAGUUGUUUUUUAUGGAUCAGUAAAAUCAGUUUUCUAUCUUCUGCAGUAUAACUUUCCUACCUUGUAUGUCUUAUUUUGUUUUUCUUUAUGACAUUUAUUUUUACAGUAUGCUAUAAUUUAUUGUAUUUAAUUUUCAUGAAAUGUUACAUGAAGAUUUAUAAGCCAAACCUAAUGUUUCUUCCAAACAGUGAAAUUUCUGUUGCACUGUCCAGGCUUGUAAGAGCCAAAGGUUCAGAAGCUCUUGUGGUGAAUGUUUUUUGAUGCAAAGGUGCAGGUGGUUUGGUUAGGAAGGAUUUGGCCAAAUAGGCAGUUAUUGAUUUUAGUGAUAAUAUAUACUUGAGAAAAACAUACAUCCCCAUCGGGAUUCAAAACAAAGACCUUCCGAUUACUGUUCAGAUACAUUACCAACUGAGCUUUGAGGCCUAAGUGUUAAUUGGAUUUUCGCAUUAGGAUAUGCUCUUUUCUCAAUGUGUUGUGUAAUAAGCAAUGAAUAAUAGUAAAUCACAUGAUUUUAGUGUAAAUUGGGAAAAAACAAUGUUUAAGGGCAACAAUAGUAGCAAAAUCAACCUUGUUAAAAUUUAGAAUCUGUAAUCUCUUUUGUAUUUAAAAUUUGCAAGGUUAUCCUCAUGGGCAUUCCAUAUCCAUUUAAAGUUUAACAGUAUUAGCUCAUCUGAAUUUCAAAUUAUAAAAUACCAAAUUAUCUGCAAGUACUGUUUUAACAUCAUUUUACUAAAACAACUGUUAUUUUCUAUCAAAAAUACCCUUUUUGUUUAUAAAUUAUAUAUUUUUUGUGCCAUUCUGCUCAUUUCUAUGUUAAUGUAUUGUGACCUUUUUUCUAAAUGUAAGUUUGGAAAAAGACAAAGACCACAAAUUUAAUACUAUCAUGUAUUGUAGCUGUUUAUGUGGAUUAGUAAAAUAUGAGACUGUAAGAAAUGUAGGAUUUUUAGCCCAUCAUGAAUGUACAGUACUUACGUGAAGCAUUUUGUAGAACCGCAGUGCAUGUAGGCAAAAUGUAGACAUUCUAUCCGCAGACAAGAUUCUUCUUGACUACUAUACAGGAACCACUGGCAUCGCUGUAACCGCGCACUAUUCUUUACUGUGCUCAUCUGAAUUCACUGUGUCUAACAUAGAGUGUAUGAGCAGUGUUAGUAAAUACAGUUAAAUCCAAAAAGGCAUUGAAAAAUUGUGCGACUUGGAUACUAUCAAAGUUCAUUAAAAAAACGUCACAUAAAAUGCCACGGUGAUGGAACAACUUUUUUUGGUACAAUUUUAUAGUAUGUGAUAUGACGUCAUCGUACCAAUAUAUGGGAACAUCACAUUUUUUUGUCACAUAAAAUUUGAUAGUGAAGACAAAGCUUUACAGAUGGUUAAUUAAGUGGAAACACAACUUGGUAGAUCGACUUAAGAAAUUGUUUGAGUUAGGCAAAGUCGACUUAGGCAAGCUUAAAUGUAUACAGCAUCUUACCGUGCUAAGAAUGUGCAGCAAUAAUAUAUUAAAUGCACUGUGCAUCACAUGUUACUACAUUUUCUAAAUGUAGCAUACAGCAUUUUGCAGUUAUUCAUUAAUUAGCUUCUUGCGGUGUUCUGUAAUUGAUGUAGCAGCAAUUGACUCUAAAUUACUAAGAACUCCACAUACAGUCUACAUACUGUACAAAUGUAGCAUGCAAUGAGUGUUGUAUGGUAGCAAAUGUGAAUAGAAAUUGUAGUGUAGUAGGAUCAUGAACAUGUCCAAUGUAAAUUUAUAUAAAUACUGUACAUACACAGUUUCAAUUUUGAAGGACUUCUUUGUAUUGAAGAGAUAUAUUUUAAGGGUCAUGACAAGUGCGAGUCUAGCGAGUAUACUUACACCUUGAUAAUACUAAUUGGGGGAAGUUAUCCAUGCAUAUUGCUGCUAAAUAUUUUUUUAACCAGGACAGAAAGUAUGUAUAAGGUUUGACUAUUUUCUAGCAUUAUGUGUUGAACACUGAAGAUAAUAAAAAGGAAAAAAAUAA
Anneissia japonica is the source of this 5099-nucleotide messenger RNA. RefSeq names its product alpha-tubulin N-acetyltransferase 1-like. Lineage: Eukaryota; Metazoa; Echinodermata; Crinoidea; Comatulida; Comatulidae. Gene Ontology annotation, biological process: alpha-tubulin acetylation. The transcript is spliced from 8 exons. Gene Ontology annotation, cellular component: microtubule. Gene Ontology annotation, molecular function: tubulin N-acetyltransferase activity. The record is from RefSeq and is a predicted model, not a curated record. Bases 1 to 1290 code for a protein of 429 amino acids.